Messenger RNA from Exaiptasia diaphana, 2808 nucleotides. RefSeq names its product serine/threonine-protein kinase haspin. The transcript has 11 exons. Lineage: Eukaryota; Metazoa; Cnidaria; Anthozoa; Actiniaria; Aiptasiidae. Gene Ontology annotation, cellular component: nucleus; cytoplasm. Bases 65 to 2398 code for a protein of 777 amino acids. The record is from RefSeq and is a predicted model, not a curated record. Gene Ontology annotation, biological process: protein phosphorylation; intracellular signal transduction; mitotic cell cycle. Gene Ontology annotation, molecular function: histone H3T3 kinase activity; ATP binding.
CAUAGUUGGCGGAUAGAAAAAAGCUCCAUGUAAAGUUUCAAAUCCUCUUUUAAUAUUGAAUAAAAUGCCUUACAAGCAAAAGYUUGUAAAGACAUAUGGACGACACAAGUUCAGGACUGUUAAAUCUGAUGUUUGGGCGAAAUCGCCGGCAGUUUGCAGUUCUGGAAAUGAUAGCUCAGAUUUCGAGUCUCCGGCUCUUCGAAAACCACUAGUGACAUGUACAAACCUCCCAAACACCCAGYGGAGAUUUCCAAAUCUGAAAGCAAAGUCCACCAACGCUAAUCGAACCAACAAAGAAAACAUUUUGGAAUCUUCGAGUUCAUCAACUUCGAGUGAUUCGUCUUCAUCUCUUUGUGCACGCGUUGAAACUGUCCCCGARACCCCUCCUUGGGCUGUAGGUGGUUAUAAAGAUGAGAAAAAGAAGUCUGUGUCUGGAAUGAAAUGUUUAUCUGUUAGAAUUACGCCAACUUCAGCCGAUAGCUGUGGAUCUGGAAGGGAACUUUCAGAAAGUUCUUUAAAUAAAAGUUGUUCUUCAAGUUCAGCUUCUCCAGAGUUAAUAGCUAACCAGAAAAUUACUUCAAUUUUAGAAAGCUCUAGAAGACUUUCAGUGGCUUUAUCUUCUGCUUCAGUAUCAAAUCUCAGUUCUAAACAAGAAAGUUGUAAUUAUUAUUCCAAUGGUUCUGUAUUGUGUAUUCAGAGUUCUACUCCAGCUGAGCAUUCACAUAACCCUUUACAACUAUCUCAGUCAAAUAAUGAAAAUUCAAGCCAGACAUAUAGUACUUCAACACCAGUAAUAAGAGCAAAUUCAAGGAAUUCCCAAUUUGUGACAGUCCGAGGRGGUCGUGCCAAGAAUCAAAUCAGACAAAACCAAUUACUUUCUAUAUCUGAUUGUCAAGUCUUUGUUGAACAUUUGAAGAUAACACCAGAACAGUAUAACAUUGUAAAAUCAUCAUUCAAUGAUGGUGAAGUAUUGAUAGGAGAUGUUGAGUCAAAAAAUAGCUCAAAUGUCUCAACUGAAGAAGUCGGGGGAAAUGAUUCAUUGUCAAAUAACYUGUUUACUCAAAGCCUCAAUAGAUCAAAGACUGACAAAAAUGCUGCAGGAACGUCUCCAGUCUGUGAGAGUUUUGGCUCCAGUCAAAGUGAUUUAAUUUCUGACUGCGUAGUUUCAUUGRAGAAGCUUCGACUUUCUCCAUUUAAAGUAAAUGGAAGACUGGACAAGAAAAGACUUUGUGUUCGGGUUUCGUUGGAUAGUACUGCAUCGUCACUGUCAAGUAUUUGUGAAGACGAUGGUAACCCUGUUACACCACCAAGAAACCAGACAUCUCAUGUCUCAUUUUUGGAUGUUAUAACUCCUGGUGAGCCUGUAGUCAAYGAGCUGAAUGCAUUUGAUAAACUCCUACUAGAAUGUGAACAAGAAGCACCAAUAACAUUCAAAGAAUACCUCAAGCCAAGUUCCCUUAAGAAGUGUGUUAAAAUAGGAGAAGGUGUUUAUGGUGAAGUCUUCAGAACAGUCAAUGAAUACAAACAACCUGUAGCUUUGAAGAUCAUCCCAAUCAAUGGUGAUUUUGAGGUCAAUGGCGAACCACAGAAAACAUGUCAAGAGAUUCUACAUGAAAUUGUCAUCUCCAAGGAAUUGAGUGAGCUAGCAUAUGGUGCAGAAAAGCAAUCAAAAUGGUCCACACCAAACUUCAUCAGUGUUCACAGGGUGAGUUUGAUUCAAGAUGAGUACCCUGCGCACCUUGUUAAGGAAUGGAUGAAAUGGGACAAAAGAAAAACCUCCGAGAAUGACAAACCUGAUUUCUUCCCAACUGACCAACUCUUUCUCGUGUUUGAAUUUGCCAAUGGAGGACAAGACUUGGAGAGUUUUGAAUUCAAAUCGAUGGCCGAAGCACUAAGUGUUCUUCGACAAGUAGCCCUUUCUUUGGCCAUCGCUGAGACAAGCCUGGAGUUUGAACACAGAGAUCUUCACUGGGGAAAUGUUCUGAUUAUCCGCAAUGCUCAACAAGAUAUAGAGUACAUUUUAGACGGCGAGACAAAAACAAUUGACAGUUGUGGUGUUCAUGUUAGUAUUAUUGAUUUUACACUGUCAAGACUGAAAAAAGAUGRUGUAACUGUAUUUUGUAAUCUUUCUGAAGACGAGUCUCUUUUUACUGGUCAAGGCGAUUAUCAGUUUGACAUUUACCGUCAAAUGAGGAAAAUCAACUGUGAUAAUUGGGAGGCUUUCACGCCAGCAACAAACAUCCAAUGGCUACAUUACUUGACUGACAAGGUACUCAAGAAAAAGUUUCCUUCUCGUGAUCGAACGACGAGYUCAGCCUUGAGACGGCUCUUCAAUAACGUCCUGGGAUAUCAGUCAGCCAGGGGGCUCGUUGAAUCUACUGAUAAUGGGUUUUUGUAGAUGGUUUUGAAGUAAAGCGAGGCCGAAUGGAAAUAUAAUAGUUAUAUUGAUCAUAGAUCGGCAGGCAUCGUUAGUGAGAUGGGGAGAUGGCAAAGAAUUUGGAAAAUAUAUAAACACCAAAAACAAACGAAAAAUUGAAGACGACAAUGUAAUGAAAAUAAAAAGCUAGAAGGGAUAAAAAAAAGACGAAAAAUGAGAAUGGAAGGGAUCAAAAAGUGAAAUAAAGUGAGCAAAGUGAGAGGAAAAAAUGAAAGAAAGAAAAGAAAAUGCUUGAAUAAGAAGGAGGRAAAAAAACAGUGGAAAAUGUUUAGAUAAUUAUUAGCUUUUUUGUGCUAAUAAGUAUAUUGAUUUAGGAUUUCAAAUAUUUGUAAAUGCGCGACAACAGAAAUUUUCGCAGAAUGUAAAAAAAA